AUGCCGCCGAAGUUCGAUCCCUCUCAGGUCGUCGACGUUUUCGUCAGGGUCACCGGUGGAGAGGUCGGCGCUGCCAGCUCUCUCGCCCCCAAGAUCGGUCCUCUCGGUCUCUCCCCGAAGAAAAUCGGUGAGGACAUCGCCAAGGAGACGGCCAAGGACUGGAAAGGCCUCCGCGUCACCGUCAAGCUCACUGUUCAGAACCGUCAGGCCAAGGUCACCGUCGUCCCCUCCGCAGCCGCUCUGGUCAUCAAGGCUCUCAAAGAGCCGGAGCGCGACCGUAAGAAGACGAAGAACAUCAAGCACAACGGCAACAUAUCACUCGAUGACGUAAUCGAGAUCGCCAAGGUCAUGAGGCCGCGGUCGAUGGCUAAGGAUCUGUCCGGCACCGUCAAGGAGAUCCUCGGCACCUGCGUGUCCGUCGGGUGCACUGUCGACGGGAAGGAUCCCAAGGAUUUGCAGCAGGAGAUCGCCGAUGGGGACGUGGAUAUUCCGCUGGAUUAA
Striga hermonthica is the source of this 501-nucleotide messenger RNA. Lineage: Eukaryota; Viridiplantae; Streptophyta; Magnoliopsida; Lamiales; Orobanchaceae. The record is from the annotation of a GenBank genome assembly.